Portunus trituberculatus (swimming crab) is the source of this 728-nucleotide messenger RNA. Its product is annotated as cytochrome c. The record is from RefSeq and is a predicted model, not a curated record. Gene Ontology annotation, cellular component: mitochondrial intermembrane space. Lineage: Eukaryota; Metazoa; Arthropoda; Malacostraca; Decapoda; Portunidae. The transcript is spliced from 2 exons. Gene Ontology annotation, molecular function: electron transfer activity; heme binding. Gene Ontology annotation, biological process: mitochondrial electron transport, ubiquinol to cytochrome c; mitochondrial electron transport, cytochrome c to oxygen. Bases 143 to 457 code for a protein of 104 amino acids.
GAAUGAUUGCCUCACCAGGGAUAUUUUUAGUACCGGGCAGUUGGCAAAGUUGUCCUGUAUAUAGCCAGCAGCUCAAGGGUUCCGGCCCGCCACUAGUCUGCGAGCUUUCCUUGAGACUCUAUACCUGUUCUCCUAACUCAUAAUGGGUGACGUUGAGAAGGGCAAGAAGCUGUUCGUGCAGAGGUGUGCACAGUGCCACACGGUGGAGGCGGGCGGCAAGCACAAGACCGGUCCCAACCUUAACGGCCUCUUUGGCCGCCAGACGGGCCAAGCAUCUGGCUACGUCUACACGGACGCCAACAAGUCCAAGGGCAUCACGUGGGGCUCUGACACACUUGAUAUCUACCUCACCAACCCCAAGAAGUACAUCCCUGGCACCAAGAUGGUCUUCGCUGGACUCAAGAAGAAGAACGAGAGAGCUGACCUCAUCGCCUACCUCGAGGCAUCCACUAAGUAAUGUCCUCACCCAUGUGACCUGACAGCCUGAACACUUCUUCCCCCGUGGGAGGCCUUCCGCAUGGUUCGGUGGCGGUGCGUCAUGCCGCCCCGCUGGGGCAGCGGCAGCAACACCAGAAGUCAGCGCAAAGGAGCGAGUGUGGGCCUCGUCCAGCCAUCAUCUGUGUAUAUCUCAUCUGAGCUUCACGACUCAUCACCGGGCUCCGGGCUCUAAGUCAUCACCAUAAGAACGUAGGAAGUUAGAAUCAUCAUGUUAAUAAAUAAGGAUGCUA